Brassica napus (rape) is the source of this 917-nucleotide messenger RNA. RefSeq lists its product as uncharacterized. The record is from RefSeq and is a predicted model, not a curated record. The transcript is spliced from 5 exons. Gene Ontology annotation, biological process: mRNA splicing, via spliceosome. NCBI's taxonomy places the organism in Eukaryota, Viridiplantae, Streptophyta, Magnoliopsida, Brassicales, Brassicaceae. Gene Ontology annotation, cellular component: U12-type spliceosomal complex. The coding region runs from base 188 to 820 and encodes 210 amino acids.
GAAAAAAGCCAGAGAGAAAGACAGAUCCCUAAACCCUGAUUCCCAUCAAAGUAUCUCUCAUCUUCUUCCUACCUCACAUGGCAUCAUCAAUCUCCCACUCUAACUCAACUUCCCUUCUCCUUCCAGCGCCCAGAACUUAACUUACUACAUGUUUGUAGCCCUGUCAAUUUCUAGUUCUUGAUUUGCGAUGGAAGUUCCACGCCGCUCUUUGGCUGCGUCUCUGUCUCCUCUCCGCCUGAUCGAUCGUCGGAAGAGUUUUAGUUAUAAUCAGUUGCCUGAGGAGCCGAUCAAACUCACUGUUCUCAAGCUUGAUGGUUCUUCCUUUGGUGUUGAAGUGUUGAAGAAAGCUACAGUAAGGGACCUCAAGAUGGCUGUAGAAGCUGUGUUUUCUCACUUGCCCAUCACAUCCCUUGGCAAUAAUAUCUCAUGGCCGCAUGUUUGGGCACAGUUCUGCUUAUCCUAUGAAGAUCAAAGAUUGAUUAACGACUCUGACUACCUCACUGACUUCCACAUUAAAGACGGUGAUCAGCUUCGAUUCAUCCGCUAUAUAUCAAACCACUGCAUCUUGAUGAAGACGCACAAGAGCAAAACACCAGGCGUUUCUUCUUUGAAACAACUCAAACUACCAUCUAGGUUGUCAAUCAAAAUCCAAAUCUGGAAAAAGAAGGAAAAAGGAGGUCAAGGAGACGGUGUCGACACUACAAGAAAACAGCGAAAACAGCCAAGCUUUCUAUCGACUGUAUUGGGAGGUUGGCUCUCUUACAAGUCAACGCCAACUCAAAGAGGGACGAGAAAACUCUUACUAAGUUCAAAGAAAUAAAAUAUCUUAUUAUGCACAUGAACCAUCAUGAAACCAUAUGUAAUCCAUAGUUAGACUAGUUUAAUAUAUGACCAUACCUGGCUUGACACAAACCUAA